Messenger RNA from Jatropha curcas, 1105 nucleotides. Its product is annotated as protein NDR1. NCBI's taxonomy places the organism in Eukaryota, Viridiplantae, Streptophyta, Magnoliopsida, Malpighiales, Euphorbiaceae. The record is from RefSeq and is a predicted model, not a curated record. Gene Ontology annotation, biological process: defense response to other organism. Gene Ontology annotation, cellular component: plasma membrane; plasmodesma.
AUAUUUAUUAUUAUAAAUCUGCGAGCAAAAAAAUGAUUAUUUAUCUGCAAAACAGAGACUGAAACAAAGCAUAAUAUGAACUAAUCGACUAAACAAUGAAAUUAUUCUUUUCUUCGCCAUGCAAAACAAGACAACCUACAUAUUCCUCAACCUUCCCUUUUCUGUUUCGCCCACUGCUUAAAACUAACCCAGCAAACGUUUCUAUUCAUCAAAAUUUCUCUUGAAACUCAGUCCCUGGGUCCAUUUUGUUAAUGAACACCUCCGAGAGAUUACCCGUUAGCUCCGGCUCUCAACCUCCCGCCAUCAAGCGCCACCAUACCGCCCGCUAUUAUGCCCACCGGGUCCAUGAAAGCCUGACCACCCGUGUCUCCAAGCUUAUAUGUGCCAGUUUCUUGAUCAUUCUUUUCGUUGCUGGCAUUGUUGCUUUUAUUUUAUGGCUCAGUUUGCGCCCACAUCGCCCCCGGAUCCACAUCCAUAAUUUUUCGGUUCCGGCUUUGGGUCAAGGAAACGGGUUUGACAAUGCUCAGAUAAUCUUCAAUGUAUCGGCCCGGAAUUCUAACCAGCAUAUCGGAUUUUAUUAUGGUAAAGUAGAGGGAUCGGUUUAUUAUAAGGAUCAAAUGAUCGGGUACACGCCGUUAUUGGACCCGUUCUAUCAAGAGCCCAAGAACACCACAGUUAUGACCGGGGUUUUAGGUGGGGCCACCUUAAAUUUGAAUAGCCAACGUUGGAAUGAGUUCCUGAAUGAUCGGUCGCAAGGGACGGUGAUCUUUCGUUUAGAUAUAACAUCAACCAUUGAAUUUAAAGUGUCCACGUGGCAUAGUAAAAAUCAUCGGAUGCAUGCCAAUUGUAAUGUAGGGGUGGGCCCGGAUGGAUCCAUCUUGGCAUUGUACCGGGACAAGAGGUGUCCCGUUUAUUUCACUUGAUUUGUGUUUAGUUUGAUGUUUUCAGCCACAUGAGAUUGAUGCAUUUUCCUUUUCCUUUUUUUAUUUUUUAUUUUUUUUAUGUUCUUCACAAUUCCAUUUUAUUACUUCAGAUGUAAUUAAUCUGAACUAAUUUCUUUAUCAAUUUGGAAGGUGUUUAAUAAUAAUCCGUUAAUUUUAAUAUA